Molecule: messenger RNA, 2763 nt
Organism: Hippopotamus amphibius kiboko
Lineage: Eukaryota; Metazoa; Chordata; Mammalia; Artiodactyla; Hippopotamidae
Gene: DTHD1
Product: death domain containing 1
Exons: 10
Coding region: 1-2763 (920 amino acids)
Biological process (GO): signal transduction
Molecular function (GO): protein binding
Source: RefSeq, a predicted model, not a curated record
AUGGAUACAGAAGACAUAGGCUCAGGUAAACUAGGCCAAAUAUUGAAGCAGAUUUGGAGACAAAACCUGCUGCUAAAGCAGGCACUCCUGGGUGAAGACCAUUGUGAAGGGGCUGGUGGGGCCACUUGGAUAGCCACAGUGGUCUUUCUGGGUCAAGAACUCAGUGCAGCCCUUCACCAGCUCUUGGAGCACACUGCAAGGACUCUGCGCUCCGCCUGCCAGCAGCUGCAUAUACUGCUUGACAAAGACGAUCAUUGUACCUGGAGACAAGAAAUCAUGACAUUCAUAGACUGCCUCAUGAAAAUAAAGGAAUAUUUGAGGAGCACUGCUACAUUUCUACAGAAAGAAGAAAAGGAGAUGUGUAAUUUAUGCGGCAUGCGUGAUGAAUGUACUCCACUGCAGACAAUGUCCGCCAUUCAAGAUAUCAAAGCAACAGACAUUGCUACAAGAGGCGAACAAAAUGUCAUAGAAACAGCUACUGUUUCUCCCACAAAUGGAGAGGAAAGCCAUUACACAAACCAGGUCCAGUUUAAAAAAAAUAAAAUACAUAGGAGUUCAGAAUUAGUGGAAGAAGAAAACAAUACUUCAUUGAAUGGAGAUGUAACAGGGCAAGAAGAGUCACAGAACAAAAUGUUCCCAGAUAAUGCAGAAAAUGAAGAUGAUAAACAAAUAGAACACAUGACUAUUGAGAACAUAAAGGGCAACAGGGAAGAGACACAUGACAUAAUUCAGACAACAGAAAAAGAAAUUCAAGAGACCUCAGAAAGCCAAAGAGAAGAGAUUACCACAUCCUCAACAACACGUGAUAUCUCCAAUAAAUAUGUGAAUAGUCUUCUUCCCAGUGAUUCAGAGAGUCUAAAGCAAAAGAAUAACAUCAUGGAAAAGGAGUAUCUUGAUGUGCUGAAUGAUGAUUCUGUCCCCCAAGUGUCUUGUUAUAUUACAGCACCAUCCUAUGUUCUACAACAUCUAGAAUGCCGGAUAAUUAAUAAUAUGAGUUCUUUAAUAGUGCGUGAACAUGAAGAAUUGGUCAGCAAUGUCAUCACUGUUGAGUGCUCCGACACGGAAAAGAGAAUUCCAUUUCCCAUACGCAUUGCAAUUCCAUUUACUGCACGUUACAGGGGAAAUUACAGAGACAUCAUGGUGAAAGUGUCUGACGUAAACCUUCAAUCAACUUAUGUGACUCCAAAUUCACUGGAAGGAAUGAGAGGAAGUUACAAGGGGACCUGUGCUGAAGUGAAAGUUUACAAGUUGGGUAUCUUUUCUGUUGUGUCUUGUUUAAAGAAAGAGUCCUUUACUGUAACAAAGAAAGGCCUUACUCUUAAGCCAAGCAUGGAUUCUCGAAUAUCCUUAAAUUACCCUCCAGGAGUUUUCAGCUCAUCAGUGCUUGUACAAUUAAAGGUCCAACCAAUUGACCCGUCUCUGGUGGCAUAUUUAAAAACUCAGCAAGAUACUUCCUACUCUUUACUAUCUACAAGCCCUCUGAUUCAUGUUCAGCACCCAUCAACACAUCCUUUCCAGAAGCCAAUCACUGUAUUCCUACCUUGUUCUCCACAUCCUGAUAAAAAGAAUCUUGGGUCUGAGAUAGAUCAUAAAAGAACAGCUAGUGCCACAACAAACAGAAUCACACCUUUAUACCUCAACCGGACAAAAAGCACUUCCAUGAGAAAACCUGGGAACAAUGCCUGUGAAUGUUUGAAAUUAUUGGGAUUCAGAAGCGGAGACAGUGGUUGGUUUGUGCUUGAUGAUGUUGUGGUGAGAACCAUGCAGAGUGGCUUGAUCUCAUUUGAACUGUGUGAACAUUUAGAGAGGUUUCUCGCGCUUCACCUGUCUUCCAUUGUGGACAACAGCCGUUUGGUUUCUUUUGUGAAGUCUUUGGAGGAAGCCAUGAUCAGCACAACUGCCUGUGUGGUACUUUAUCACCAGAAAGACAAUCCACAUAGAAUCGUCAUUUUAGUGGUGCCUUCUAAAGAUUUACACCAGGUGCUUAGGAACUUGCGCUUGGAAGCGUCUGGUGGUCCUCCAGAGCCAUCUCGCCAUUUCCAAGUGAAAGAAGGAGAACAACUUCUUUUAAGGUUUACUGGAAAUAUAUUUGCUUCAAGCAAUGGGAAGGAUUAUGGAAAAGACUACAAGCUUAUUUUUCAUUUACAAAGGAAACCUAGACUGGAACUCCAAAUCAAAGAGGUGGAUGAAUUUGGAAACUAUAGCUGUCCACAUUAUAAGGGUACCAUUGUAGUUUAUAAAGUACCUAAAGAAAAGAUAGUCUACAGCUUGGAUCAAUCUCUUAUACUUAAUGAAACCAAUUAUCAGUUGCCAAUUUGCAAAUUACCAUUGAGAUUGCCAAAGCAUGAAAAAUUAAUCAACCGUCCACAGAGUACCAAAAGAAUGUCUACAAAUCCUCUAGAAGCCCUGUGGGACAACUUGCUCUACUGGCUGGCAGACGAGCUCUCAGAAGAAAACGCCCUGAGUCUCUCCACAUCCCUCCCUCUUCGCCGCAGCACCAUUCAGCUCAUCAAACUGAAGAACCCUGAUGAUCUCACAGAGCAGACCCACGAACUUCUUUGCUUUUGGAAAAGAUCCCUCCCAAAUUCCACCGAUAAACUUCGCCUUCUGGCUCGCCAUCUCCGCAAGAUCGGCAGGAGUGACCUUGCAGAAGAGCUCAGAUUCAAGUGGGAAAAUAAAGUGUUCACCGAACCACAGCAGUGGUCUGAGGUGGCAGAGUUAAGCCCUGUUGCUCUUCCUUUUGCCCUAGAAAAAGGGUCAUAG